Rotaria sp. Silwood1 is the source of this 1161-nucleotide messenger RNA. NCBI's taxonomy places the organism in Eukaryota, Metazoa, Rotifera, Eurotatoria, Philodinida, Philodinidae. The record is from the annotation of a GenBank genome assembly.
AUGGGUGCCCGUCUUACACGUUCGGAUUUUCAAUAUGUUUAUACAGAUGAACCACAUACAACACGUCGAAGAGAAAUGCUACAAAAAUACCCUCAAAUAAAAAAAUUAAUGGGUCAUGAUUGGCGUAUUGCUGUUCAAGUUGUUAUUACUGUAUUAAUACAACUAAUAAUGGCUAUUCUAGUACGAGAUCUUUCAUGGAGAUAUGUUUGGUUAUUUACAUAUGUUAUUAGUGGCACACUUAAUCAUUCACUUUCAAUUAGUUUUCAUGAAAUUGGUCAUAAUUUAGCUUUUGGUAAUCAUAGACCGAUUGCAAAUCGUAUUCUUGGUUAUAUAGCGAAUCUUCCAUUAUGCAUUCCAUCAUCAGUUACAUUUAAAAAAUAUCAUAUUGAUCAUCAUAAAUUUCAAGGUGAUGAUAUACUUGAUCCAGAUCUACCAACUUAUUUCGAAGCAUGGUUAUUUCAAUCACGUAUUGGUAAAAUUUUUUAUAUUAUGGCUCAACCAUUACUUUAUGCUGUUCGACCAUUAUUACGUGUACCAAAACCAGUAACACUUCUUGAAGUGAUUAAUCUUCUAAUUGAAGUUGUUUUUGAUCUUAUUGUAAUGUAUGUACUUGGAAGAAAAUCAUUUGUUUAUUUAUUAUUUGGAACAUUACUUGGUCUUGGUCUUCAUCCUGUUUCAGGACAUUUUAUAUCUGAACAUUAUGUAUUUGUUGAAGGGUAUGAAACAUAUUCUUAUUAUGGCCCAUUUAAUUAUUUAACAUAUAAUGUUGGUUAUCAUAAUGAACAUCAUGACUUUCCAAAUAUUCCAGGUUAUUUAUUACCAGAGUUAAAAAAGAUUGCACCAGAUUAUUAUGAUAAUUUACCAUGUCAUGCUUCAUGGAUUAAAGUAUUAAUUGAUUUUGUUCGUAAUCCAAAUUUAGGACCAAAAUCUCGAAUACGUCGUACAAUACGUUCGGAUGCAUUAAAAUUAAAUAAUGCAAUUGAUUUAAAAAACAAAACAAAAGUUAAUGAAGUUCUACAUGAUGUUAUUGAUAAUAAUAAUAAUACAUAUGUAUCAAGAGAUGAAAGAAAAUUAAUAAAUAAAAAGAAACAUUCUGGUAAACAGAAUGAUCUAUCAUCAUCAAUAGGAUUAACGAAUGGUGAACAUGUGAAAAAUGAAUGA